AUGUCGCCGGCCUUUGGGCCACGGGACAUGGAGGAUGAGGACUUUGAAGCUCUUCCGGCAGCUAUUCCUGGCUUGGACCGGACCUGCGAUGCACGGCCGUCAUCUCCAGAAGUGGAGGAGUGGUGUCAGAGGAGUUGUACUCAGCUUUUGGCCUUCCUACGCAUGCGUGCGGAGUUUGAGGCUAUCGACUUUAAUGUCUAUAAGGCUGCGGAUGCCAUGAAUACUUGGUCGAGCUGUCCUACAGCACACCGGGGAAUUGUGCUGGCGCGUAUAGCUCAGAGAUUGCGACAGCUACCACAGGAUUCAGCAAGCUUACAUACUGCUCGAAGGCUUUUAGUGAACGCAGAAUAUGUUUCACGCACCUAUGUGGUUGAUAUAAAUCUUACAGGCUACUUGGCGAGCGGCACCAGCUAUGCACCUUGGUUUCACAUGGGCACAGUACAUCGAAUAGUUAUAGAGAAGUUUCCGGAGAUUUUGGACAUCAACGAACCGGAUGCAGUGGCAUCCAGAGAAGAGCUCGUUGCCGCUUUGAAGCACUACCUGUCCCUGGAUACAGCUGCUAGUGGAUUGCAAUUUAGGCGGCUGAGACGGCCAUCUUGGAGCAGUUUGGACAUGUCAGCCAGUCUUUUUGCCGACGCCGAUAUUUUGCGCAUUACUGAAGCCCCAGGACUUCUUGAUCAUGGUGGAGUAGAGAGCCCAGCGCGAGAUAGAAUGGAACAACUUCUUCAUCUUGGGCAGAAGUACUUGUUACAGGCCUAUUUGCACACCAAGGCACGUGCACCUCCAUCUUGGACAGAGAUGCAUGGCAUCAUCGCCACCGUGGGACGCUCUGCGGUGCCCUUGUUUGACCUCCUGGAUCGCCUUGACAGCCAAGUCAUCGAGGGCCUCCACCUCCGGGACUCAGUGACACAUAUCUCCAAGCCCUUUUUCGCACAUCUCUUACCCACUCGAAACGUGGAGUCGAACCACGUACGCUCCGUUUUAGAUUUGCAUUGUGAUCGAGUCUUCAAGGACCAAGUGGAUGAGCAUCGUGGGCAACCAAUCACUGUGGUUGAAGUUGGAGCACACCUGGGAGGCUGCAUCUUGUAUGCCCUGACCCAUUCUCACCACAAAAGUCGUGGCCUUGCCAUCGAUGCCUAUUUUCCGGCAGUGGCUGCGCUGCGGCGCACGGCAGAGAGUAAUGAGAUGAAGGAGAGGUUGACGGUCCUGGAGCAUUUUGUUUGCGCCAAUCAGAGUCACAAAUAUUCCUUGGUCUUCGAUGAGACCGGAGUGUUGAGUCAGCCGGGAUGGCAGGACGUCUCGGAAUGGCAGGAGGAUGUGGAGAAGCUGCCAGAGAUCAAGGAAUGCACAAGCUUAGAUUCCAUUCUCCAAUCUAAAGGCUUUGGCCAGGUAGACAUUCUCCGCAUCAGUGUCUUGGGUCGUGAAUAUUACGCGCUGCAAUCGGCAGAAGAAGCGCUUGCGAGUGGCCAGGUGAAGGUGGUGGCAGUUUCAAUUCUUCGGGACAAUUCGGCACCAGCGAAAAUAGCUCAACUGCUUCAGAGUCACGGGUACAAGCUCUACUUCAAUGAGCACACGGAUGAGGCGGUCGUCCGUGUCCUAUCAGACCGGGAGCAAAUUCCGGAAGGAACACUCACACUGGUUGCGCUGUACCAUCCACUUCACUGA
Messenger RNA from Durusdinium trenchii, 1665 nucleotides. NCBI's taxonomy places the organism in Eukaryota, Dinophyceae, Suessiales, Symbiodiniaceae. The record is from the annotation of a GenBank genome assembly.